UGCUUGACUGGCCCACCCACUCCGCGGCUGGUGGCCGGAGGUGCGACUAGCACUAGGGAAAAGGCCUGGAGCCGGGUCGCCAAGGGUUAUCCGACCCCUUCCCGGCACCCUGAGACGCGCGGAACGAGGAUGGAGGGCACCCUCGUUCCACUGUUGGAAGAGCCCUUCCCUGCUUAGUCCUUACCUGCGGCCCUUUCAGCUGUGACCCCCAGGGUCGAGUACAUGCAGGUCAUCUGUGGCCAGGAUGAUGGUCCCCCUGGCUCAGAGGACUCUGAGCAUGAUGACCAUGAGGGCCAGCCCCGGCCCCGGGUGCCUCGGAAGCGGGGCCACAUCUCACCUAAGUCCCGCCCCAUGGCCAACUCCACUCUCCUAGGGUUGCUGGUUCCACCUGGGGAGGCUUGGGGGGUCCUUGGGCAGCACCCCAACCGCCCAAACCACACCCCACCACCCUCGGCCAAGGUGAAGAAAAUAUUUGGCUGGGGUGACUUCUAUUCCAACAUCAAGACAGUGGCCCUGAACCUGCUCGUCACGGGGAAGAUAGUGGACCACGGCAACGGGACCUUCAGCGUCCACUUCCGCCACAAUGCCACGGGUCAGGGCAACAUCUCCAUCAGCCUUGUGCCCCCCAGCAAAGCUGUGGAGUUCCACCAGGAACAGCAAAUCUUCAUUGAAGCCAAGGCAUCCAAAAUCUUCAACUGCCGGAUGGAGUGGGAGAAGGUAGAGCGGGGCCGCCGGACCUCCCUCUGCACCCACGACCCAGCCAAAACCUGUUCCCGAGACCAUGCGCAGAGUUCAGCCACCUGGAGCUGCUCCCAGCCAUUCAAAGUCGUCUGCGUCUACAUUGCCUUCUACAGCACAGACUACCGACUGGUCCAGAAGGUGUGCCCUGAUUACAACUACCACAGCGACACCCCCUACUACCCCUCUGGGUGACCCUGGGCAGGCCACAGAGGCCAGGCCAGGGCUGGAAGGACAGGCCUGCCGGUGCAGGAGGCCAUCUGUCUGGAUGCUGGGCAGGGAAAGGGAUGGGCCUCAAGGCAGGGAGGGGGGUGGAGAGAAGGAGAUGCCAGGUGGGGCCAGGACCAAGUCUCUAGUGGAGGGGAAGGGUCCCCAGUGCUGGCCCCAACCCGAGGUUGUGGAGCUACUGGAACCCAGGAGCACUGGAGGAGGAGUGGGCUCUGGGCACCCUACAGGGCUUCCCAUUGAGCCGAGGCAGAGGCCAGCCCUGAGCAGGCAGAUCAGGAUGGUCCCAGAUCAAGUCAUGGAGAAGUCCCUGGCUCCCUCCUGGCCAUCCUGAGAGAAGAUAGCAUCAGGCGGUGUGGGGGGGGGGGUCAUCAGUGGAUGCACCAAGUAAUAGCUCGGGAUGGCUGGCUGAGGCAAGGCUUCCUUGGAGCCCAUGGAAGGCAGCUCUAGCCCCUUUCCUGCACAGAGAACAGCAGGAGACUCAAGUGGUCACCAGGAGGGCUUUGAGGUUUGGACAAAUAGACCAUCGGCCUGCAGCCAGCCACCCCUUUCCACAGUGCCCUCUCCUGCCAGCACUCUGCUCUCUCACCCACCCUCUUGCUGAUAGCACACCAUUCUCAAACUGAGGACGGUGGUGGUCCUCCUAGCACUAAGGCCAUGGGUGGAAGACCACCUGUGUGCUGUGUCCCUCCUGCACUGCACCCCCUUCUGAGAGUGGUCCCUCAAUAGUCAGCCCCACCUGUCAGACUGCACCUCUCCUGAUAGGGACGAGCCUGGGGUAGGACGGAGGGCAUGCUGGGUCUGUUCCCUAGUGUCUGUCUGUG
Molecule: messenger RNA, 1787 nt
Organism: Marmota monax (woodchuck)
Lineage: Eukaryota; Metazoa; Chordata; Mammalia; Rodentia; Sciuridae
Gene: Nxph3
Product: neurexophilin 3
Exons: 3
Coding region: 223-933 (236 amino acids)
Molecular function (GO): signaling receptor binding
Source: RefSeq, a predicted model, not a curated record